CUUACAUAUUCAACCUUACACGAUUCCAAAUUCCCUCGUCUCUAUACACAGGACCUAUCAUUAAAUAUUACGGGAGAAAGAUAUCUGCAAGAUCAUAUAAAAGCGCUUGAGCCGAUAUCCUAAUACAGCAAGAUUGCGUAUAAUUGCCAAUAUGCAUGACAACAAACGAUCCCAUCCCCUUCUGGAACAAGUCCCUUUGACAGUCUCUCCAUUUGUGUCACUUCCAACAGCGACAACACUCUCGUAUAACUACAAGACUAUGCCCUCAAACAUCCCACCCUCGUCCCUGGGCAUCGAGGCAGCAUCAGAUAACCCCGCAGGCCAAACCAAGCCUAAAUACGUGGUAUCCAACUCUGGUCAUGCGGCACAUCCAGAAGACAUCAUCGCCUCAUGCCGCGCACUUCAAGCUUACGUGACCAAGAUGCAAGAGGAUGCAGAGCGUGAACUCCGAGAAUUUGAUGAGAAGAUCAAGGCGCGUGAACUCGCGGAGAAGAGGAGAGUUGCGCCGGGUUGGCUCGAUAGUGAGAUGCACAUGUUGGAGCCUGAGAGGAGUACACCGGUGCAGCAACAAGGUGCUGGAAACGUACCAGAGCAUCAAAACACUCAGAGCGGAACCAAUACGAAUGCGACAGAGGACCAAGGUGCAGAAUUGGACCGAGUAUUUGGUGGGAUGGCUCUGAAAUGAGCCAUUUGAGUUGGCAUUUUACGAAUCACGACCAACGGCGCAAGAGAUAGUUCU
Molecule: messenger RNA, 739 nt
Organism: Fusarium oxysporum Fo47
Lineage: Eukaryota; Fungi; Ascomycota; Sordariomycetes; Hypocreales; Nectriaceae
Exons: 2
Coding region: 152-685 (177 amino acids)
Source: RefSeq, a predicted model, not a curated record